CAGGGGCAGGCUGACCAUUUGGAAACUCGGGCAGUGCCCGAGGGCCCGGGGUCAGUAGGGGGCCUCAUGAGAUGCCCCUGGUACCUAUUUUCAUAGGCUAUUUUGAGUUUGGGCAAGGACACAGGGGCCCCAUGAUCCCCCAUUGCCCGGGGGCCCCAUGAGUUGUCAGUCCACCCCUGCCCACAUGCCCCAUCAGUGCUGCCUUUCAGUGCCCAUCAUUGCCACCUAUCAGUGCCCAUCAGUGUCAGAUAUCAGUGCCCAU
Messenger RNA from Staurois parvus, 262 nucleotides. The record is from the annotation of a GenBank genome assembly. Lineage: Eukaryota; Metazoa; Chordata; Amphibia; Anura; Ranidae.